GAGCACCGUUCCGUUAGCAGUGGUAUACCGAGGUGUAAUUGUGGAAGAUUGUAUCAAAAGCUCCCACUCGCUGUGUGGUGAAGCAUGAAGCUAAUCAGACACGCGAAGAGGGGGAUGAAAUACUGGUGAGACAGACUGUCAUCACCUCUGGGAUUACAAGGAGGAGGGAUCUGAAGAGAAUCCGUCUAUCCCAUUUCAUACAGGAUGAAGUUUUGGAGAAAGAGAAACAUACUCUGGGAUUAAGGGGAAAGCACGGUGGCAAAUCAACCGGUUUGUAACGUUGCACAGUAUAGUUAACUGGCUGGACAGUCAAGUCUAGGCGCGCAGGCGUUUGUGUGUUAAGUAGCUGACAAGACACGUGUAUAAUUAAAUGUUUGGCUGUAGAACGGAGUACUGACUACAAGCAAUAACGGAGACCUUGAUUUUGACCGAGGAACCCCUGCUUUGGGGUAUAACAGCACAAUUUCUGGGCUCUUGAUAGCCGGAAGAGUGGAGCGGGACGUAGGAUUGAAGAGUGUGGACAGCGGGGCAGUGACGGUGCCAAUACCUGGACUGUCAGGAGACAGUAUGGCUGCUGCGAAAGGCACAGAGAAAGCAUCGCUUUUGCAGAACGAGCGGCUUCGGCUCCUCGUUUGUUUCCUCGGAGUCUUUGUUUGUUAUUUCUACUACGGUAUUUUACAGGAAACAAUCACGAGGGGCGAUUACCAAAAAGGAGACAAGAAAGAAAAGUUUACCUACGCUACCACCUUGGUAUUCAUUCAAUGCAUCAUCAACGCUGUCUUUGCCAAGAUCUUGAUUCAGUUCUUUGAGCAAUCCAGGUCUGAUCACACCAGGAACUGGCUCUAUGGUGUAUGUUCCCUCUCAUACUUGGGGGCCAUGGUGUCCAGCAACUCUGCUCUACAGUAUGUCAACUAUCCAACACAGGUGCUGGGGAAGUCCUGUAAGCCCAUCCCAGUGAUGGUUCUGGGUGUGACGAUCCUGAGGAAGAAGUACCCUCUGGCCAAGUACCUGUGUGUGCUGCUGAUAGUGACUGGGGUGGCAAUGUUCAUGUACAAACCCAAGAAAGGUGUGGCGUCUGGUGACGAGCAUGUCUUUGGCUUUGGAGAAAUGCUACUGCUUCUCUCCCUGACCCUUGACGGGCUAACAGGUGUAGCCCAGGACCAUAUGCGCGCACACUACCAGACUGGCCCCAACCAUAUGAUGCUUAACAUCAACUUGUGGUCCACGCUGGUGCUGGGACUUGGUGUGCUGUGGACAGGGGAGGUGUGGGAGUUCCUGGCCUUUGCUGACCGCUAUCCCCAUAUCAUCUACAACAUCCUGUUGUUUGGUCUAACCAGUGCCCUGGGUCAAACUUUCAUCUUCAUGACAGUGGUGUACUUCGGACCACUCACCUGCUCCAUCAUCACGACCACACGGAAGUUUUUCACUAUACUGGGCUCUGUUCUUCUCUUUGGCAAUGUCAUGAGUGGCAUGCAGUGGGUUGGCACCAUACUGGUAUUCUUGGGUCUGGGACUGGAUGCAAAAUUUGGGAAAGUACCAAAGAAGACAACACACUGAGACCAGGGGGACUUGCGUCUGUCAAUCCCUGAGCAGGAAAAUGGUCAGACUGAAAAGUAGUAGGACAGACAUAUGUCUGCUACAGAACUUGCCUCUUCCAUCUUCGCUCUCAUAAGGACAUGCAGAAAUCUGUCCAGACAAUGGGUCGUCUAUUGGUUUUUAACUCUAGCGCAGAAUUAUCCCUCAAUUGCUUGUAGAUGUUGUUCAGAAAACGGUUAAAGUACUGAAUCUGUAGAGUUGCACUGCACUCCAUUCUAUCUAGUAUUCAGUAGAUCUCUGUUUCUCUCGGAAAAUCACAUGCCCUUGCUGUUAUCCUUAGGUUUAAAAAAAAUUAAAGGACAAUUCAACUGUAAAAAGGGAAGGAAAGGAGCAGAGGGGCAAAUGUGUCAUUACAUCAGCUAAAUUCCCUCCUUCAACAGGAAUAACAGUUUGUGUGCCAGCUGCUAUAUCCCCGCUGCUGUUCACGUAAUUCGUUAUAGACGAAAAU
Messenger RNA from Megalops cyprinoides (Indo-Pacific tarpon), 2044 nucleotides. It is a transcript of the gene slc35b1, whose product is annotated as solute carrier family 35 member B1. Gene Ontology annotation, molecular function: UDP-glucose transmembrane transporter activity; UDP-galactose transmembrane transporter activity. The transcript has 9 exons. Bases 568 to 1557 code for a protein of 329 amino acids. Lineage: Eukaryota; Metazoa; Chordata; Actinopteri; Elopiformes; Megalopidae. Gene Ontology annotation, cellular component: endoplasmic reticulum membrane; Golgi membrane. Gene Ontology annotation, biological process: UDP-galactose transmembrane transport. The record is from RefSeq and is a predicted model, not a curated record.